AUGGCAGUUGCUGGCACUAAGUGCUGCCAAAUAGAUGUUUCUGCCUCGUUAGCAGUGCAAGUCCAAAUCCACUUCCAGGAGGCCUCCCCAGGUCCUGAUGAUGCUGCCGUUGACCCUGGUGCUAACUGGUAUUUCCAGGGGAAGCCCUGGGGCUCUCCUCUGUGGGACGUGCCUCCUACACGGGCGCUCCCUGCGGCACUGCCUGCUCCCCAAGCAAGACCAAAGGCCACUUCUAGGCUGCUGGUGAACUACCAAGAACCUUAUCGCACCCAGAUUUUAGAUUAUCUGUUCAAGCCAAAUUUUGGUGCUGCUUUACAUAUCCUGAAAGUAGAGAUUGGAGGUGAUGGACAAUCGACAGAUGGUACUGAGCCCUCCCACAUGCAUUAUGAAAAUGAUGAGAACUACUUCCGGGGCUAUGAAUGGUGGCUGAUGAAAGAGGCUAAAAAGAGGAACCCUGAAAUUAAACUGAUUGGAUUACCAUGGACAUUUCCUGCAUGGAUAGGGAAGGGUGAGAACUGGCCCUAUGACUAUCCAGAUGUUACUGUUUACUAUAUUGUUUCCUGGAUAUUAGGAGCUAAACAGUAUCAUGAUUUGGACAUCGAUUAUAUUGGGAUAUGGAAUGAAAGGUCAUUUAAUAGCAAGUAUAUCAAGGUGCUUCGACAGUCUUUGGACAGACUGGGUCUAAGGAACGUUGGCAUCAUCGCUGCAGAUGGAGAUUGGAGCAUUUCAAAGGAGAUGAUAGUUGAUCCCUAUCUUAAUGAUGCUGUUCAGGUAGUUGGGGCUCACUAUCCUGGAACAAAAACAGUGCCAAAUGCUAUAUUAACUCAGAAGAAGCUGUGGUCUUCAGAAGAUUUUAGUACUUUCAAUGAUGAAAUAGGUGCAGGCUGUUGGGCUCGGAUCCUCAACCAAAACUACGUGAAUGGAAACAUGACCUCAACCAUUGCAUGGAAUUUAGUGGCUAGCUAUUAUGAAGAACUGCCCUUUGGUCGAUGUGGACUGAUGACAGCACAAGAACCCUGGAGUGGCCACUACAGAGUAGAAGCACCUAUCUGGAUUACAGCACACACAACCCAAUUUACUCAACCAGGCUGGUCAUAUUUACAAGUGGAUGGACACUUAGAAGGAGGUGGCAGCUUUGUAGCUCUGACUGAUGGCCUGGGAAACCUUACAAUUAUCAUUGAAACUAUGAGUCAUAAUCACUCUCAGUGUAUCAGGCCUCUACUGCCUCAUUUCCAUGUGUCACCUCAGAGAGCAACUUUCCACCUCAAAGGAUCUUUUUAUAUGCUGAAAACCCUUCAGGUGUGGUAUUCUAGGCUUGGCUUUGAAUCUGCCCAGUCUACUUUUUUCCAGCAACUCCAUCCUGUAAAGGUCUGGAGGGGAAGCUUUUCUUUAGAUCUAGACGUGGAUGAAGUCUACACUCUAACCACGCUCAAGACAGGGAAGAAAUGCAUUUGCCCAGACCCACCACCAUCUCAGCCUUUUCCUUCUAAUUACAAAGAUGACUUCAAUAUUCGUAAUCCACCUUUCAGCGAAGCUCCGAAUUUUGCAGAUCAGACGGGGGUAUUUGAGUACUUCAUAAACACUUCUGAUCCAGGAGAUCAUGUGUUCACUCUCCGCCAGGUGGUAGUUGAGCGACCCAUCACUUGGGUCUCUGAUGCAGAUCAAACCAUCAGUAUCAUAGGAAAUUUUAAUUGGGAGAAUUUCACAGUCACUUGUGACGUCUACAUAGAACAGCCACAUGAUGGAGGGGUGUUUGUUGCAGGAAGAGUUGACAACGGUGGCAUAUAUGUUCGCAGCACCAAGGGGGUUUUCUUCUGGGUUUUUGCAGAUGGCACCUACAGAGUCACUGGUGAUCUAGCUGGGAAAGAGAUCCUAAUGAAAGGACUGUCUGGAGUCCGGGCCAACGCAUGGCACACGCUAACUCUCAACAUCCAGGGCACUUCUGCCUGGGGGCUGUUGAACGGUUAUCCCCUGUGGGAGAACGUCACCGUCGGGAGCCCGAGCAGCGGCUGGGCUGCUAUCGGGACGCGCUCCUUCGAGUUUGCCCAGUUUGACAACUUCCACGUUGAAGCCAGCUGAGGUGGCGGUUGUGCUGGGAGAACCCAGGUUUCACAUUGCUCUG
Messenger RNA from Tinamus guttatus (white-throated tinamou), 2122 nucleotides. NCBI's taxonomy places the organism in Eukaryota, Metazoa, Chordata, Aves, Tinamiformes, Tinamidae. The record is from RefSeq and is a predicted model, not a curated record.